Molecule: messenger RNA, 4738 nt
Organism: Colius striatus (speckled mousebird)
Lineage: Eukaryota; Metazoa; Chordata; Aves; Coliiformes; Coliidae
Gene: SLC40A1
Product: solute carrier family 40 member 1
Exons: 8
Coding region: 221-1963 (580 amino acids)
Biological process (GO): iron ion transmembrane transport
Cellular component (GO): basolateral plasma membrane
Molecular function (GO): iron ion transmembrane transporter activity; peptide hormone binding
Source: RefSeq, a predicted model, not a curated record
UCAGUCUGAAGGCUUUGGCGGCUGCGGCCCGGUAGAGCCAGCCGGGCGUCGCUCGGCCCUUCGUUGGCGGAGCGUCCCCGGCCGCCCGCGGCGCAUAAGGCCAAGGCUUUCCGACUUCAGCUACAGUGCUAGCUAAGUCGGGGAAGGCAACACGGAGCAAAGCCGCGCGUUCCCCCACUUCUCUCGGCAUCGGGCUCUGGCAGCGGCUGAACGGGCCGGCAUGGCGCGGGGAGCCGAGUCGGUGGGCGAGCGGCGGCGCUGCGGAUCAGUGGCUGCCUAUUUUACGUCUGCAAAGUUUCUUCUUUAUCUUGGACAUGCACUGUCUACUUGGGGAGAUCGUAUGUGGCAUUUCGCUGUGUCUGUAUUCCUGGUUGAACUUUAUGGAAACAGCCUACUCCUGACUGCAGUCUAUGGACUGGUUGUGGCAGGAUCAGUUCUUCUCCUGGGAGCCAUUAUUGGAGACUGGGUGGACAAGAACUCCAGGCUCAAAGUGGCCCAGACAUCCUUGGUUGUACAGAAUGCAUCUGUCAUCCUGUGUGGUAUAAUCCUGAUGAUUAUCUUCUUGUUUAAGACACAGCUUUUGACCUUAUACCAUGGAUGGCUUCUUACGGUGUGUUAUAUCCUGGUUAUCACAAUAGCCAAUAUUGCCAAUUUGGCCAGCACUGCCACAGCGAUCACAAUUCAGAGGGACUGGAUUGUUGUGGUUGCAGGGGAAGACAGAAGCAAACUGGCAGAUAUGAAUGCCACAAUAAGAAGAAUUGAUCAGUUGACCAAUAUCUUGGCCCCAAUGGCAGUUGGCCAGAUAAUGACGUUUGGCUCUCCCGUGAUUGGCUGUGGAUUCAUUUCUGGUUGGAACUUGAUGUCAAUGUGUGUGGAAUACCUGCUGCUCUGGAAGGUUUAUCAGAAAACCCCUACUCUGGCUCUCAAAUCUGCAAAGGUUGAAGAAUCAGAACUGAAACAGCUGAAUGUAAAAAAAGAGUGUGACAUGAAACCUGCUGAAGGAGUGCAGUUAAUUGUUGAGAAAGAUGCAACUGGCUUUGAGCCUCAACAGGAGAAGGAAGUCAGCUGUGUUUCCCGGAUUGCUGAGCCUUUCAUCACGUUUCGUGAUGGAUGGGUUGCGUACUACAACCAGCCAGUGUUUCUUGCAGGCAUGGGUCUUGCAUUUCUGUAUAUGACUGUUCUGGGCUUUGAUUGUAUUACUACAGGCUAUGCAUACACUCAGGGUUUGAGUGGCUCUGUGCUAAGCCUCUUGAUGGGUGCCUCGGCAGUCACUGGAAUCAUGGGAACAGUAGCUUUUACUUGGCUUCGUCGCAAGUGUGGCCUGGUUCGCACGGGGCUUAUUUCUGGAGUUGCUCAGUUUUCUUGUCUGGUCUUGUGUGUAAUCUCUGUAUUCAUGCCUGGAAGUCCUAUGGAUUUGACUGUUUCCCCAUUUGCUGACAUUAGUGCCAGGCUCUUUGAAAGUGAGCCAUUACCUACUAUAGCAUCUCCAGAAGAUAAGCCUGAAAUGGUUUUUGCAACUGGAAUGCCCAACUUGUUAAACGGGUCUACUACUCCUGCUAACAGUGACCCAGAGAUGAGUCCUGAGCCUGUGCCUUUAAUCUCUGUUAGUCUCCUAUUUGCAGGAGUCAUCGCUGCUAGAGUUGGCCUUUGGUCCUUUGAUUUGACUGUCACACAGUUGCUCCAAGAGAAUGUGGUAGAAUCUGAAAGAGGCAUCAUAAACGGUGUCCAAAACUCCAUGAAUUAUCUUCUUGAUUUGCUGCACUUCAUCAUGGUCAUCUUGGCCCCAAACCCUGAAGCUUUUGGCUUAUUGGUGCUUAUUUCUGUGUCUUUUGUUGCAAUGGGCCACAUAAUGUACUUCAGAUUUGCCCAAAAAAGCUUGGGAAAACAACUUUUUGUUUGUUGCACUCCUGAUCCCAAAGAGGUCUCUGACAGUUCACCACCUGGUAAUACAUCUACUGUCUGAAAGGAUCCGCUUCUCUUAACUAACUUGCUAAACAAAUAUCAUGGUUAACCACAUAUACUGCCUUUGUUGACCCUAAGGUGUUUCUCUAGAGUUGUAUGAAUAACUUGGGUGUUUGAGGAAGCUGUCCCAAGAGAGCUAAAAUUCAUCUUAUAGUGACCCUGUAAAAGUAUUUCCUGUUUGGCAGAGGGCAACCUAGUUGGAUCUUGACGGCUGGUGUUUCAAAAGUUCCCCAGAGUUAUUCAUGAGUAUUUGACCACAAAAAUAAUGUUGAAUUUUUGUUGUUGACCCUCACAGUGAUACUGUUUAGUAGUUAUGCAUACUCACCUUGUUUGAUAAUUUUUGCACUCACAGAGCAAAACAAGGGAUUUGGCUUUCUGGGAUUUUUUUGUUUUUUCCUCUUACUAUAAUCAGUUCUGCUACCCUGUCUUCUCAAACUGAUAUGAACAUCCCUCAUGUAUUCCUGAAGUGGAGUCUUAAGGUCAGAUGUUUCCCAAAAUAACUUCUUAGUAUUCUAUGUGUUCUGGUUUAACUUUACAGAAACACCUUUGUGGGUUUUUUUGCAUGUUUCAUUACAAAUUAAGACAAGUGCUAGGUACAAGAUGUUGUAUUACACUUUUGUUGCACUCGGUAAAGUAAACCAUAGCCUCAUUUUAGCAGAAGCAAUUGAUGUAACAUUACAAAGCGUGGCUUUUUUUAAUUGCAAAUGACAGGUCUGUUCAAGUUUGAUGUAGCAGAAAGUGCUAAGGUCAGGAGUACUGGUACAGAAAGAUAAAGUCUUGAGCUAGCUUAGUUUUUGCCUCAGACUACAAGCAGCUUUUUUCAGAAACUGUGUUAAAGCCUGAUGUAUUGGAAAAUAUUAAUAUUCCAGGCAAAACAAAUCCAAAAGUGGAUUACUUGCAUUUAUCUGUUUUAGCUGUAUGUGAAUUUCACUUUGUUUUAGCGGUAUUUUUAAAACAAUGAGAUGUUGGACUGUGUGGCCUUCUAAAGCAAAAAAGAAUGAUAUAGCCCUCUGAUUUUCAAGAAGUUCUUGCUUUUUUUUAACCCAGCACAUGUACUAACUGCAUGUGCACUUUUGUGGAAACUGUGCACUCUGCUUCCUCAGUAGAGCUGAACCUGGUAGUGUUCUGAGUUCUCCUAUGGCAUGACAAUAUGGCUUCUAAAUUUAAAUAUUUCUAAAUUUUUUUUUUGUAAAAUAAGCUUUAUGCAAAAACAUAUGUUUUUGAACUUAUGAAAAGUAUCCUCUAACAUUUAAGGUGGUUUAAAUUUUAGGUACUGUGUUUGACACACUCAUCUAUGUUGCCUGACUUCAAGCCUGGAAUGUAAAUGUGUGAACUCCAUUGUCUUUAAAGGCAUUACACCAGGGUUGAAUCUAGGCCAUUCAUCUUAGAGUUUCUAAUGAUAACAUUAUAUCAAACUAAGUAGAUACAAAGAUACAAAGUAUUGUAAGAGGUCUGGAAGUGAAUGAAUGGGAAUCCAAUGUACAACAGAUGUCCUUGUAGCCCUUAGUAUUCAGUAACUGGAUGUAAGAAUUUUUCUCCUCUAGUGGACCAAAUCAUCGCUGUUAUGUUACUGAAAGUUUCUCAGGGAUAUUUUCACUAGGUUUGUAAGUGUUCAUACUUUGACCAAGCUUUUGGAUUUUUUGAUGUGAUAAAUAUGUAAAUUAGCGUAGGCCUAAAAUUUGUGACUCAUUCCUGAGUGUAAGUUUUUUAAGGAAAAGGGAAGUUUGCCAUCAGCAGAAUUUAAAGUCAGAAGAUAAAACAAGCUUAUCUAGAUUUGUAGGAUAAAUAUGCCCAAAGGGUAGCUUAUAUGGUAUGUGAUAAAUACACUAGUAAAUACCUCUGAUUUGCCAAAUACAUUUGCUCAUGUGUAAAUUGGGACCAGAUUUUAGUAUUGCUAAAUAUAAAUAAAAGUAGCCCAAAUGUCAGUGAGUGCCUCAAAACUGCACUUUGAUCAACAUCUGAAUGCCACCAUAUAUAUUGGACUCACUGUCCAUCAAGGAAACAAAGCAGAAAAUGCAGCUGCUUGUGAACUGUCUAUAGCCUUCAGAACCUGGUGUGCCUAAAGCUUAAUGCUGUAGCUGUAAGCACCAGACAUCCCAGAGAGGAUGUGUUCCUGAAAUCUAAAGAGCUCCAAAACCAUAGCAAAUAGAGCCAGGAGCAUACCACGUUCCUGUCUGUUCUCAAAGUUAUGUUUUUAUUUUUCCAAAAGCAGUGCAGUCUUGAGUAGCAGUUUGUUUUGUAAGUAGUUCCUCUACAUAGCACAGUCUGGAUCCCAAGCCAAAGUAGUAGUAUUGGCAGGAUAUUAGACAUUUGUAUUUUGUACAUAUAAUGUUGCUAGGAUUCAUUUGUGUAGAUAUACAGCUGGGAGGCAAGACAAUCCUAUAAGAGAAAGGAAGGUGGAUGCUAGCUUUAAGAGAAAUGAAGUCUAAAUUGAAGGUCUUGUACAUACUGAUCUGAGUCAAUGUCAAAGAACAUGUGCUGCUUGAGCACAACCUGUUUGUGUUUAAGUCUAAGAUGUACACAGACACCUGUACUGAUAGUGCUUUGGAGAAAUGUGGAGCCUGAAGUCUUUCUUAGCAGGACUUUAACCAUUUUUGGCCAUUUAUUUAUUUAUUUUUUUAUGUCAAACUUGGAUAAAAGCUGCCCUUAAAGUGUAUACACUAGAAAUCAAUCUUAUGAGAAUAGCAUAUUUUAUUAUACAACCUUAUGCUGGACAUAGUAUUGAUUUAAGUAUUACUGUUGUUAAAGCUAAUGAAUAAAUUUGCAUAAAAAAGUA